AACUUUAGCUAGUCAAAUUUCAAUGGUCAGGCGGUGUAUUUGUUGUUGUAUACGAUUACGGAGGAAGCAAACAAAGAAUACAACAAAGAUAGUCCUUAGAUUGUCUACAUCUACAAAGUUAUUACUCCUAAGUCUAUUAGCAAAAUCCCUCUCCCUGUCCCUCUUCCUCUGCCUUAGAGAUAUUCUUCUUUCUUUAGAUUAUCAUUCCCUUCUUUUGUACCAAGUUUCCUUUCUUUUUCGUCAACAUUAUACAUUAGCAAUAGGUGUAAACAUAAUUCUUCUAUAGAGUAUUAAAAAGAUAACCUUUUGGAUAUCUUUUUCUUUUGGUUUUCUAAAAAAAGGAAUAAGAAAAUGGAUGGGCUUGGGAAUGGGAUAUCAAAGGAAGCAGAGAGGUCAAUUACAGCAUCCUCAAUGUUUCCAGGGUUUAGAUUCAGCCCAACAGAUGAAGAACUGAUUUUGUAUUAUCUCAAAAAGAAGCUGGACGGCUAUGAUAAAUGCGUUGAAGUCAUCGCUGAACUCGACAUCUGUAGAUAUGAACCUUGGGACUUGCCUUCCAAGGCUGUAAUAAAAUCCGAUCAGGAGUGGUUUUUUUUUUCCCCUCGAGGUAAAAAAUAUCCAAACGGCUCACAAAGUAAGAGGGCAACAGAGAUUGGUUACUGGAAAGCAACUGGGAAGGAGCGUGCAGUAAAAUCUGGUUCAAAUAUUAUAGGUACAAAACGGACAUUAGUAUUCCAUAUCGGCCGUGCACCAAAAGGGGAGAGGACUGAGUGGAUAAUGCAUGAGUAUUGUGUGAGUGGAAAGGGUCAGGAUGCACUGGUGGUAUGCCGCCUGAGAAGGAAGUGUGACUACCAUGCCGUGGAUGGUGCAAAUGGACGGGACACUCAAUCACAGUCUCCAGAUCCUUCAGUAUUGAUGGCUAGUAGUGGGACAUAUUCAGGUUGUGAUGGGGAGCUCAAUAAUAGAAUGUACCCGACCAGGGACAAGAUGGCUGUAUGUUCUGCGAAAAGGUCAAGCAGCAGUCAUGAUUCUCAUUCCGUAGAGCAAAUGGAUACAUCAUCUCAGUCAGACUUAAAGGCCAAAGAUGAAACUGUACUACAACCAAAUCAAUCUACAAGCCAUCAUGUUGCCAACGAAUUCGAAGAUGACCUAUUUGCCGAGAUAUUGAAGGAUAACAUUGUUCAAUUGGAGGAGUGUCUACCCCCUUCGUCUUCUACAGUUGGUGUCCAACCUGUUACCGUAACCAAUACAAGUAGUAAGCCUAUAAAUGUUAUGCCUCGCUUGAAUAGAAAUCCUCCACAUCAUCAAUCUGUUGGUCCACAAGUAUAUCCUUCUCAAGGAACUGCAAAUAGAAGAAUAAGGCUAAGGAAACUAAGAAAAAUUAGUCCUCGCAAGGAAGAGUUGGAGGAAGGUUUCGGUGAAAUUAUAGUAGGAAGUUCCAAGUUGAAGAAAUUUUCAAAUGCUUCUUAUCAGAGAAGAGGAUGGAUGAGGCUACCUAAGAAUCGUUGUCGGUUAUGUGUUGUGCUGAUUAGUGUGGCACUGGCCAUUUUGAUAGUGGCAUAUGCUCAACUAGGCCGAUAUCAUACUUUCUAAUAAGCUCAUCGAUGAAACAGUUUUUUAAAACAGGCUUCUAAAAGAGUACCUUAGCCUUGUUACAUAUAGGUGUAUCUAUUUCUAUUUUUAUUCUAUAUAGCAUCCUCAAUUCUCAAAAA
Molecule: messenger RNA, 1709 nt
Organism: Amaranthus tricolor (Joseph's coat)
Lineage: Eukaryota; Viridiplantae; Streptophyta; Magnoliopsida; Caryophyllales; Amaranthaceae
Product: NAC domain-containing protein 89-like
Exons: 4
Coding region: 352-1590 (412 amino acids)
Biological process (GO): regulation of DNA-templated transcription
Molecular function (GO): DNA binding
Source: RefSeq, a predicted model, not a curated record